This is a messenger RNA of Salarias fasciatus (jewelled blenny), 1995 nucleotides long. It is a transcript of the gene mus81, whose product is annotated as MUS81 structure-specific endonuclease subunit. NCBI's taxonomy places the organism in Eukaryota, Metazoa, Chordata, Actinopteri, Blenniiformes, Blenniidae. The record is from RefSeq and is a predicted model, not a curated record. The transcript is spliced from 17 exons. Gene Ontology annotation, cellular component: nucleus; Holliday junction resolvase complex. Gene Ontology annotation, biological process: double-strand break repair via break-induced replication; mitotic intra-S DNA damage checkpoint signaling; resolution of meiotic recombination intermediates. Gene Ontology annotation, molecular function: 3'-flap endonuclease activity; DNA binding; crossover junction DNA endonuclease activity. Bases 133 to 1896 code for a protein of 587 amino acids.
UCACCGCGGAAGUGUUUUGAACGCGGGGCGCCAUCAGCCGGGCUGGAGUGAGAACGUGAACCUUUAACGGUGAACCGCCACCCAGCGGGCUGCGGGCGGCCUCUCCCUCCUCCCCGGCCUCUCCUGCCAGGCAUGCCCGCCUCGGAGCCGGUCCGCCUGGGUCGCAAACGCGUCCUGCCCCGCUGCCCCAACCCGCUGUUCCUCCGCUGGCUCACCGAGCUCCGGGACGAGGCGAGGGAGAAGGGCCUGAAGAUCCAGUACACCUAUCAGAAGGCGAUCUGCUCUCUGAAUAAAUAUCCGCUCCCGCUGCAAAACGCCAGAGAAGCAAAGAUCCUGCAGAACUUUGGAGACGGGAUCUGUAAACUCCUGGACCAGAAACUGGAGAAGUUCUACCGAGAGAAUGGCUCGGACGCCCCCAUCCACUCCCUCCCCGAAGGAGCGCCCCCUGCUGGCCCUGAAGCUCCGCCCACAAAGAUGAAGGCUGCAAGGGCUGAUGGGAAAGCUGGAGGAGGAGGGGGGAGGAAGAGGAGGCCGUAUGUUCCUCAGAAGGGAUCCGGCGGAUACGCCGUCCUGCUGACGCUCUACAGACACUCACAGAUCCCGGGAGCUAAAGGCUUCAUGUUCAAGCUGGAGCUGCAGUCAGAGGCUCAGCGUCUCUGCGAUAAGUCCUUCACCGUGCCCGACCCGGGCAGCAAGUACACCGCCUGGUCGUCGGUCAGCACGCUGAUCCAGAAGAACCUGCUGGUCAAGACCCACAAUCCCGCCAGGUUCAGUCUGACGGAUGAAGGCCUGGCGUUGGCUGAACGGCUGGAAUCAGCAGAGCAGGACAGCAGGAAGGAGGAAGAGGAGGAGGAGGAGGAGGAAGAGGAGGGAGGCGGUCCUGGAGUGGUCGACCUCACAUGGAGCGACGACGACAAGGAGGAAGGCAGGACGCCGUCGCCGACCGCCGGUUUGAGUGAGUUGUGUGACCGCGGCGCCUCCGGCAACCCGGCGGCCCACCGGCUCCUUCCCGGAAGCUACGACAUCGUUCUGUGUGUGGACUUCAUCGAGACCACGGGGGGCAGCAGCCACCGGAAGCAGGAGCUGGUCAAGGAGCUGCAGAGGAACGGCGUCGCCUUCGAUGUCCGCAAACUCAACGUGGGAGACUUCCUGUGGGUGGCUCGGGAGAAGGUCGCUCCGCUUCCAGGUCAGCUGCGAGCGCCCGACAGGACGGAGCUGGUUCUGGACUACAUCGUGGAGAGGAAGAGGAUGGACGACCUGUGCGGCAGCAUCAUCGACGGACGCUUCAGGGAGCAGAAGUUUCGUCUGAAACGCUGCGGCCUCCGCCGGCCCGUCUACCUGGUGGAGGAGUGCGGCUCGGCCGCCUCUCACCUGAGUUUACCUGAAUCCACGCUGCAGCAGGCCAUCGUCAACACGCAGGUGGUGGACGGUUUCUUCGUGAAGAGAGUUCAGGACGUGAGGGAGUCGGCGGCGUACCUCACCAUCAUGACCCGCCACCUGACCAAACUCUACCAGAACCGGACGCUGACGUGUCGCUCCAGAGAGCUGCAGGGCGACGCCCACGCCACCGGCGAGGUGGGGACGCCCUGCUGCUCGCUCAUGUCCUUCGCAGAGUUCAACCACGGCGCCGUGAAGAACAAGUGUCAGACAGUGAGGGAGGUGUUCGCCCGGCAGCUCAUGCAGAUCAGCGGUCUGUCCGGAGACAAGGCGGCGGCCAUCUUGCAGCAGUACAGCACGCCCAGCAGUCUGCUCGGCGCCUACCAGCGGUGUUCCAGCGAGUCCGAGAAGGAGAAACUUCUGUCGUCCAUCCGGUACGGGAAGCUCAAAAGAAACUUGGGUCCAGCUCUGAGCCGAACCGUGUACCAGCUGUACUGCACACAGGGGGCGCUCUCGUGAGCCUUGUAGCUACGCCGCUACGUUCACGUAAACAUGCUGCUAUUUUUACACAGAGGCUGUAAAUUCAAGAAUUUUGUACCAAUAAUAAAGUUUGUUAAU